This is a messenger RNA of Thalassophryne amazonica, 1934 nucleotides long. It is a transcript of the gene cdc42ep1b, whose product is annotated as CDC42 effector protein (Rho GTPase binding) 1b. The transcript has 4 exons. Bases 578 to 1657 code for a protein of 359 amino acids. NCBI's taxonomy places the organism in Eukaryota, Metazoa, Chordata, Actinopteri, Batrachoidiformes, Batrachoididae. The record is from RefSeq and is a predicted model, not a curated record.
GAGACCAAGAAGAGUUCACUGAGUGUCCGCGGGCCUUGACACUGGUCUGACACAAAGCGACUGAAAACAGGGAGGCUACUCUACCUGGAUCUAAGUGGAUUGAGGAGGGCAGAGAGCAAGACAGGGAGUCAGACAGGGAAAGAAGACAGAAGGGAUUAGGAGUUAAUCCAGCACACAGACUAUUUUAAAGGAGCUUUUUUCUUUUUCUCCAAAGCGAAGCAAACAAAAUAGUUGCCGGAUUACAACACUUUGCCUUAUUGCCUUUUGCGAUAAAGCAUUAUCCCCCUUUUUCCUCUUCACUUUGAUUGUUGUCGUGGCUCUGAGCAGUCUGGGCAGUGGGGACCUGAUCUCUGAGGACCAGCAACAAGAUGUUUUUUGGAGCCUGUGGUACCACACAUGGAUAAAACCUUUCAAAGCUUUGGAUGAAACACACAAGAUCAUGUCAAGCGUUGACAUCCUUUGACACAUGCAUCAUGGACUCACAUCCAAGAAUGGCGGCUGAAGUGGAUUUCAAACAGGCUUGUAAUGAGAGUUCCGAUGUUCUAAUAUGAACUAAAUCUUGAGAUUUUUUGCCACCAUGAGUAUGGGAAAGCUGCCUGGGAUUAAGGGCCUUGUGUCUGGCUCUCAGGGGAAACGCCGUUUUAAGAGUGACCUGUCUGUGGACAUGAUCAGCCUGCCGUUAGGGGACUUCAGACACACUAUGCACGUUGGCCGAGGUGGAGAAGUGUUUGGAGACACCUCCUUCCUCAGUAAUUAUGGAGGUAUGAGGGAACCUGGAAGCCCGGAUUCAGCAGACAGCUCCAAGACAACCGGCUUCUUCACACGCACUUUUCGUCACAUAAGAAGGGAGUCCGCGCCGCGGCCUCGACAGGGAUCUCGAGACCUUUCAUCUCCACCUCCAGAUAUCUCACCCAUCAUCAAGAAUGCCAUCUCCCUGCCACACCUGAGCACAGACCCUCCCAAUGGGUGCCUGCAGAGGAUGCUGUUUCCCAGUUCUAUCAGUUCAACGGAUGAGUCCUUCUGCACAUAUGGUCUACACUCUGGAUUUGUCACAUUGCCACGCCUCUCCCGCUACGACAGGCAGUUUCCAGAUGGAGACAUCCAGAGAGGUUCAGACAGCGGUGACGUCACUUGGAAACGUUCAGAUUCACUCACCUCAUUCACUCUGGACCUCGGGCCAUCCCUCAUGACUGAGGUACUGAGCUUGAUUGACAACCCCAGCUGCUUUCAGAUGUCCAACCACAACCAGAAAGCAGAUGAAGAAGGGGACGAAGAGGAUGAGGAAGAGGAGGAGAGCGGCUCUGUCACUAACACAACUGUGCAGAGUCCUGGGGUGAGUUCACUCGACCCCUCCACAGGCAGCGAGAUGUUUGUCUGGAAUAUGAACAGCAGGGGUCCCUGUGGAACCUCUUGUACUAGGACACAUCAAGAAGAGGACAUCUGGUCUCUGAGGACACCUGAUGCAUCCCUGGGGUCACCUCAGAGAGCUGAACCUGUCAUCGACGCAGAACGAUUCCAGAAGGCGGCCGAUGUACUUUCCCGACAUUACGGUGGAGGGUCGGUCAGAAAGAGGACAAACAGCAACUCACCUGCUUUUUCCAGCAGCCAUGAGACUGGAUCCACCUUGUCUGAAGAGGAAGAGGAGAUAAAACUGUAAAUUGUGUAAAACUGAACAGACUUUCAAUAAAAAAAAAAAAUAAAAAAAAACAUUUUUAGCCUGAAACUGUAGGAAAACCAUCAAUAUCAAAUUACGUUCACAGCCGAUGUGGAUUCAGCGUCUGCAGGCUGAACAUUUUUGAACCUGUGUCUGUCUGCUCACUGCACUCAGUUCUUGAAAUAUACUUUAUUAACAAAAUCUCUGAAUUAACUUGAAGAUCAAAAGUAUGAAACAAUCUUACUCCAAUAAAACUACAAGAAAACAAAAAUACUCAAAA